AUGACGCAAAAUAACACCGUAACGCUCAAGACCCUCACAGCUCAUGAGCUUUUAUCUUCACGAGAAAACAUGUGCGAGCUAUUCGGGCUCAUUGAUGACUCUGAACGCCGCUCUUUGCUUGUUGGAGACGAUCGGGAAGCGCAGCUGGAGAAGCUGAAGGCCAAACAGGAAAAACUGAAAAUCGACGUUGAAAAUAUCAAAAAGGAGCUUUCUUGA
This is a messenger RNA of Lachancea nothofagi CBS 11611, 216 nucleotides long. Lineage: Eukaryota; Fungi; Ascomycota; Saccharomycetes; Saccharomycetales; Saccharomycetaceae. The record is from the annotation of a GenBank genome assembly.